UGCGGACCAAAUGACGUUUGCAAGCCACAGUACCACGAAUUCCGGCCCUGUAUAUAACUGUAAAUAUUCUGCUCUCUCUCUGAACGAAAUUGAGCAUUUUUUUUAUUAUCUACAAUCUGAAAAUGUUCGCUUGUUGAAGGCGGGCGGAUAAAGAAGUAACAAAAUGAUCGAUCCAAGCUCAUCUGAAGAAGACAGCGAGGAUGAACAUAAGAAGCAACCAACGAAACUACCAGUGCCGCCGGGUUCUCUGGUUGGCGGACGUCCUUCAGUGCGUGGCAAGCCUGAGUUACCACGAGGCUCGACAGCUGGAUUACCAGGUGCAAGUCCACUAACAACAGCACCGUUAGCAGCUCCCCUCCAUCCAGCGACCAGACAAAGAGAGCAAGCUGCGCUCGCACCACCACCACACGCAUCGUUCUUGCGCAGGACGUCAACGGGCAGCGCGAGCUCCGGGGAAGCACCGGCGCCUUCACCGAGUCCAUCUGGUACCAGUCAUUCAGAUAAAGAUCAAGACCCACAGGAGAAAAUAGAGAAGUUGGAAGAAGAUAAGAAGCGUCGUCUGCAACUCUAUGUGUUUGUAUCAAGAUGUAUAGCACAUCCUUUCAACGCGAAGCAACCAACAGACAUGACAAGAAGACAUACAAAACUCACACCACAUCAACUUGAAACUAUUCAGGCUCGAUUCCAGGCAUUCCUCAAAGGUGAAACUCAAAUCCUAGCAGACGAGGCAUUCCAAAAUGCAGUGCAAUCUUACUACGAUGUAUUUCUAAAAUCAGAAAGAGUUGAACAAAUGGUGAAAUCCGGCGCCUGUUCUCAUCAUGAUUUUCGUGAAGUAUUCAGAAAUAACAUCGAAAAACGAGUCAGGUCUUUGCCUGAGAUAGAUGGAUUAAGCAAAGAGACAGUACUAACAACAUGGCUUGCUAAAUUAGAUUGCAUCAUGAAAGGAACAGGAAUAACAGGUAUACCUGGUGAUGAUGAAACCAAACGACCAUCGAGAGCACAACAACAGAGCCUCAAUGCUGAAUGCAUACUCAGCAAAGAACAACUAUAUGAUAUGUUCCAGCAGAUAUUAGGAGUUAAGAAAUUUGAACAUCAAUUACUCUUCAAUGCUUUACUGUUGGAUUCAGCUGAUGAACAAGCUGCAGCGAUUAGAAGAGAAUUAGACGGAAGAAUGCAAAAAGUCAACGAAAUGGAAAAGAACCGCAAGUUGAUGCCAAAAUUCGUGCUGAAAGAAAUGGAGUCACUGUACAUAGAAGAAUUGAAAUCUUCCAUCAAUCUAUUGAUGGCCAAUUUAGAGUCUCUGCCUGUCUCAAAAGGCGGUGCUGACUCUAAAUACGGUCUACAUCGUAUCAAGCGGUAUAAUCACAGAUCGAAUGCUGGACCAGAUCCGAGUCCAAGGUUGAGUAAGCAGCUGUGUUUCAGAUCGCAAGGAUCUCUAGCGAACAAGCUGACCGGUGAAGGAGACGGGGGUGACGUCGACACACAACUCACUAAAAUGGAUGUGGUUCUUACAUUCCAAAUUGAGGUGGUAGUUAUGGAAGUAAAGGGUCUGAAGUCUCUGGCGCCGAACAGGAUCGUCUACUGCACCAUGGAAGUGGAGGGAGGUGACAAGCUACAGACAGAUCAAGCUGAAGCCUCAAAACCUAUGUGGGAUACUCAAGGCGACUUCAGCACUACACAACCUCUGCCAGCUGUAAAGGUUAAGCUGUACACAGAAAACCCAGGAGUGCUAGCGUUAGAGGAUAAGGAAUUAGGCAAAGUUGUUUUAAGACCAACACCACUUUCCAGUAAGGCUCCUGAAUGGCAUCGUAUGACAGUACCAAAGAAUUUACCUGAUCAAGACUUGAGGAUCAAGAUUGCGUGUAGAAUGGACAAGCCUUUAAAUAUGAAGCAUUGUGGAUACCUCCAUGUGAUUGGUAAAAAUGUAUGGCGCAAAUGGAAGCGUCGAUACAUGGUGUUGGUGCAAGUCAGCCAGUACACCUUUGCGCUCUGCUCGUACAAAGAUAAGAAGUCUGAGCCAGCUGAAAUGAUGCAACUUGAUGGGUUCACUGUAGAUUAUAUUGAGUUGGCCAGUGCUCAGCUGAUGGUUGGUCAAGAAUUGGAAGGAGCGAAAUACUUCAUGAACGCUGUACGUGACGGAGAGUCAGUCCUGAUGGGUGUAGGUGAUGAGAACGAAUGUCACUUGUGGGUGAUGGCAUUGUAUCGUGCGACUGGACAGAGCCACAAGCCAACGCCGCCAACCACAUCUGAUACCCAUAUUAAGAUCAUGGGAGACGCUGACAAGGCUCGCAAGCAUGGUAUGGAAGACUACAUCCAAGCGGAUCCAUGUCAAUUCGAUCAUCAUCAGCUUUUCUGUGUCCUGCAGUCACUGACACUCAAGUACCGUCUUCAAGAUCCUUACUGCUCUUUGGGUUGGUUUUCACCGGGUCAAGUCUUCGUGCUGGAUGAAUACUGCGCAAGAUACGGUGUCCGUGGUUGCUACCGUCACCUCUGUUAUCUAUCUGAUCUCCUGGAUGUGGCUGAGAGUGGACAACAGACUGUUGAUCCAACUCUCAUGCAUUACUCAUUCGCGUUCUGCGCAAGCCAUGUCCAUGGGAACAGUACGGCCACGUUGCCUGGCAGGCCCGAUGGUGUGGGCAGCAUCACCGUGCAAGAGAAAGAGAAGUUUGCAGAGAUCAAGGACAGGUUGAAAACACUCCUCCAGCAUCAGAUCACCAACUUUAGAUACGCGUUCCCAUUCGGAAGACCGGAAGGUGCGCUCAAGGCGACUCUAUCAUUACUGGAGCGUGUUCUGAUGAAGGAUGUGGUGACUCCUGUCGCACCAGAGGAAGUCAGGACAAUGAUUCAGACAAGUCUAGAGAAUGCCGCUCUACUUAACUACACGCAACUUAGCCAGAAAGCUAAUAUUGAAGAGGAUCUAAGAGGAGAAACAAUGGUGACACCAGCAAAGAAGUUAGAAGAUUUGAUCCAUCUAGCGGAAUUAUGUGUUGACCUGCUGCAGCAAAACGAAGAACAUUACGCCGAGGUUUAUAACACAAAACCGGACUCUAGCGGUCAACAAAAUGCAUUCGCGUGGUUCUCUGAGCUGCUGGUGGAACACGCGGAGAUCUUCUGGGCGCUGUUCGGAGUCGAUAUGGACCGCGUGCUGUCAGAACAACCUCCUGAUACCUGGGACUCCUUCCCUCUGUUCCAAAUAUUGAAUGAUUAUUUGAGAAAUGAUGAUAAUCUCAAAGGAGGUAGAUUCCACGAGCACCUACGUGACACCUUUGCCCCCUUGGUCGUGCGCUACGUAGACCUGAUGGAAUCUUCCAUUGCACAAUCCCUGCACAAGGGAUUCGAGAAGGAGCGAUGGGAAAUUAAAGGUAACGGUUGUUCAACAAGCGAGGAAUUGUUCUGGAAGCUGGACGCGCUGCAGUGCUUCAUCCGUGACCUGCAUUGGCCGGAGCCCGACUUCCGCUCGCACCUGGAGCAGCGGCUCAAGCUGAUGGCAUCAGAUAUGAUGGAGACUUGUAUACAGAAGACCGAAGCAUCCUUCCAAUCCUGGCUGAAGAAGAGCGUGACGUUCAUGUCGACUGACUACAUCCUGCCGGCGGAGACGUGUGCGAUGGUGAACGUGGCGCUGGAUGCCAAGAACCAAGCGCUCAAACUGUGCGCCGUUGAGGGGGUUGAUAUUGCCAUGGAUCCAUCACUCGCUUACCAGUAUCACGCAAAAAUGGAUGCCCAGAUUGAAGCAUGUUUAUUGGCAAUGUCGACGGGGAUGACAACACGACUGUCAGCAGUACUCGAGGCCACACUGGCUAAGAUCGCCAGGUUCGAUGAAGGAAGUUUAAUUGGAUCUAUCCUGACGAUAGCCAAUGUUUCUGGUUCCGGCAAAGACAUCGGCCAGGGUUACGUUAACUUCAUGAGGAAUUCGAUGGACCAAAUCAGGUCGAAGGUGACAGAUGAGCUAUGGAUCCUGCAGCUAUUCGAGCACUGGUACGGCAUCCAGGUGAACAUGGUGAGCACGUGGCUGGGUGAGCGGCCCGCUCUCCAUCCGCAGCAGGUCGCCUGCCUCUCCAUCAUACUCAAGAAAAUGUACAGCGACUUCGAGCUGCAAGGCGUGAUUGAUGACAAGCUGAACUCCAAGGUGUACCAGAGCGUGGCCGCGCGCAUGCACGCUGAGGAGACCACCUGCAGCCUGCUACUGGCGCAGCAGGACGCAGGUGGAGAGGACGGUGGGUCGGAAGAGGGUUCUAGAAGCGGAAAGUCUAAACUGGAAUCUCUUACAGAAGACGCCAAGUUGGGUAACGUCGGCGCAGUCGUUGGAAAGGUUGGCAACAUGUUCGGUCGCGGCAUCGGGGAACUUUCUACCAAACUCGGCGGAGCUUCGUCUUGGUUUUAGCGCUUGAACGAUUGUAUCUCAUUCAACAUCAUCUCAUAAUUUAUCCGAUUUCAAUGAGAUAAGAUCUCAUUAUUUAGUUGACGUGAUCAUUUUAAUUUUAUCAACAUCAUGUAACAUUUAUAAGCUUAAAUCAAUAUUGAUAACCAAACUACUUAAAAUGUGCCUCUUACCAUUAUUCUAAAUUAUCAAAAAAAAAUCAUCAUUAAAACUCCCAGACAAUACGAAUCAUAUAAAAACUAAUCGCUUUGGUAAUAAGAGCGAAGCGAAUAACAAAAAAUAAUUUUAACAAUACAGUCGCCAUUUUGUUUACGCACGACAAGAUGGCGUUCGAUUUAAUUCGAUUUAAUGUAAGUGGCAAUGCAUAGCUUAGUUAAAAUUAGUGUUAAAAGUCUAGAUUUUAUUUUAUAAUAAAGCUUUAUGUACAGUUAGGAUCACUAUUGGUUUAUCGGAGCAAAUAAUGAUUGUUAGGUGUGAAUAUUAUGUAAUAUUUGAUAACACGAACGGUUAUAUUAAAGGAAACAUAUAUACAAACAAAUUGCAUACAUUAUGCUACAAUAAGAAAACAUAUCGCUUUGGCAAAAUAAAACGUUAUAUUUUAGUCAGUCGUGUGUAAAAUGUUAUAUUUAAAAAUAUAUCGAACUAGUAAUUGAAAAUUGGAAUGUAAGGAAUGCAUAUGAAGGUAGACAUCUUAACUGAAAUUGUUCUGUCACUAUUAUUAAUAUUAACCUAUCCUCGAAGCUCACGUUUUUCUCGGCUUGAAAUAAAUAAUUUUUUGAAAUAUUUUUCUAAUUGUUAAUAGUAUUUUAUCAUAAAACUCAUGCUGGAUUUGGUUAGUUUAAUUAGCGUCUUGCCCCGCCUAUAAAAUAAAAAUAGCACAUAGUUUUGACAGAGUAAUAAAUAUGCAAAAUUUCUCUAUUUUAAAUAGCAAUAUUUUUCUAAUCUCGUGUCAACUUUUCAUAUCAAUACAACUAGCUAUUUAACUUUCCAAUAACAUUUUUAAAAGCAUGUUUAUAAGAUACCAAAUGUAAUUUGGCGCCACGCCAACGUCAUCUAUGGCACGGCAGUGUUACCAUACACAAAGACAAAAAUUAAACCGUUAUUAAAAGAUUUUAUAAACAUGCGUAGUAAAUUUAAAAUUAGACACUGUUUUGCCGUAGUAAUACUAUCUAUACUUUUAAACUCUUUAGAUCGACACCUUAACUUGAAUUAGUCAAAAUAAUACAAAUAUAAUAUUAUAAAGUACUUACUCUUAUACUUAUAUUUAUAAAAAAAUAUUCUUCUACGCUAAUUACCUAAGAAAUUUUUGAACAACUAGAAGAAAUUUAAAGUUCUUAGAUAAAAGUUUAAAUUAGUGGUAACUUCUAAGCGCUAAUACGCCUUAUUAUGGUCUUGUUA
Messenger RNA from Papilio xuthus (Asian swallowtail), 5776 nucleotides. It is a transcript of the gene Cadps, whose product is annotated as calcium-dependent secretion activator 1. Lineage: Eukaryota; Metazoa; Arthropoda; Insecta; Lepidoptera; Papilionidae. The record is from RefSeq and is a predicted model, not a curated record. Bases 164 to 4381 code for a protein of 1405 amino acids. Gene Ontology annotation, biological process: dense core granule exocytosis; synaptic vesicle exocytosis. The transcript is spliced from 36 exons.